This is a messenger RNA of Vigna unguiculata (cowpea), 1476 nucleotides long. Its product is annotated as NAC domain-containing protein 76. Gene Ontology annotation, biological process: regulation of DNA-templated transcription. NCBI's taxonomy places the organism in Eukaryota, Viridiplantae, Streptophyta, Magnoliopsida, Fabales, Fabaceae. The record is from RefSeq and is a predicted model, not a curated record. Gene Ontology annotation, molecular function: DNA binding.
CUCAUGAAAAACCUUUAGCUUUAUUAAUAUUAGCUGUUUUUCCUUUUGUUUCGUUUUCUCAGGUCAUCUUUUGUCUGUGCCUUUCUUACAUAAUUUCAGAAACCCUCUUUGGAUCUUUUAUCAGUGCUUGAUUAUGCCCCUUCACCCUUUCUUAAUUCACAAACUUUUCUUUCAUACAUAUAGGUUAGUUUGAAAAUAUAUUUGCUUGUGUGUGUUUCAAAAUGAAAAUUUUCAGAGAAGCAACGAGUUGGGUCUUCACUGGUUGCUUUAAUUUCAUUCCACUUAGUUAUUAGUUAAAGAAGUAUGCAGAUGAAGUUAGCAGAGUGAAAACCUUGCAGACAGUAGAAAAUGAUGCCAGGCAAUGGACAGUUAACAGUUCCUCCUGGCUUCAGGUUCCAUCCUACUGAUGAAGAGCUUCUCUAUUAUUACCUGAGGAAGAAAGUUUCUUAUGAAGCCAUUGAUCUUGAUGUCAUAAGAGAAGUGGAUCUCAACAAACUUGAGCCUUGGGACCUCAAAGACAAAUGUAGGAUUGGUUCAGGGCCUCAGAAUGAGUGGUACUUCUUCAGCCACAAGGAUAAGAAAUACCCAACAGGAACAAGAACAAAUCGAGCAACUACAGCUGGUUUUUGGAAAGCAACUGGAAGAGACAAGGCCAUAUACCACACUAAUUCCAAGAGGAUUGGCAUGAGGAAAACCCUAGUUUUCUACACUGGUCGUGCUCCUCAUGGCCAGAAAACUGAUUGGAUCAUGCAUGAGUAUCGCCUUGAUGAAGAUGAUGCUGAUGUUCAGGAAGAUGGGUGGGUGGUAUGCAGGGUUUUCAAAAAGAAAAACCAGAAUCGAGGUUUCCAGCAAGACAUUGAAGAAGAAGAGAACUUAACCCACAUGAGAACAAGUGGUCCUUGCCAUGUUCUGGAACCAAAACAUCAUAUGCAAGGAGGAUUAUAUGACUACAACUUUGACGGCACAAUGCAGCUUCCACAGUUGUUCAGUCCAGAAUCAGCUGUUGCACCAACCACUACUUGCUUGGCGACAUCCAUGAAUGCCAUGGACAUCCUUGAGUGCUCUCAAAACCUGUUGAGGCUCACAACUAAUGGGUGUGGACUGAAUCUUAUGCAGCAACAGGGAGAGAGGUUCAGUGGUGAUUGGUCAUUCUUGGAUAAGCUUCUAGCAUCUCACCAUGGCAUGGAUCAUCAUCAGCAUCAUCCACAAAGCAAAUGUAACCCUCCCACUCACCAUGCUGCAACUUCUGUUGGCACUUCAGCUCAGAAAUUCCCAUUCCAUUACCUUGGCUGUGACACUCAUGAUAUCAUGAAAUUUUCCAAGUAGGGUUUUUCAUUGCAUUCAUAUAUGCUCAUACUUAAGGUGAUGAGGUGAGAAAUAUUUGGUUCCUAAGUAUGUGUAAUAUGUAGCAUCUUGUUAGAUACUCAUUGAGAUUCCACUCAUUAAUUUAGUUAUUUCUUGAGUAUCAAUUGUAUA